AUGGUCAUGAUGGAUUGGAACAUCGUGGCACCACUCAACGGAGAAUGGACCCUAGAUUGUCCCCCAGAUACCAGUUCCAACUCGGUGGGACCAGCUAGCGAGAACAGCACGAGGAAACAGCCCCGGGUUGCCUUGGCCUGCAAGCGUUGCAAGCGGAGGAAGCAGAGGUGCGAUGGCGCUCAUCCAGUGUGCAGGUCAUGCGAAAAGGCAAAAGUCCCUUGUAUAUACGAACGUCCCGUGCGACCUCAGUAUCCAGGGGGAAAGUCACUAUACAUUGCAGCACUAGAAGAGCGGAUCGCCUUUCUCGAAUCCCGCCUGCCCGGUUUCGCAGAAGACCAUUUCGUCGCUGCUCCACAAGCUCCAGCCUCCCAGGCGGAUCAAAACCCGCCACCUCAUGCGGGCUCGACGAUCAGUCCGAUAACCGUGCCGGAUCGUGGCGUCGAAGACGGCCAAGAAAGGGGGCCCGAAUCUCCAGCGUUUCGGCGCAGGAGCCGACAGGAUCCACUCAUCGGCUCCUUUUCAGACGCCGAGUCUUCUUCGCUGGUGGAUGGGGUGGCAUAUCUGUCACUCCGGGCCUCCGGGAGCGGCGAUGGCGACACGGAGCCGUGCUAUCUAGGCUCCACCUCGGGCGCCACCAUCGCGCGGAUGCUGCAGGCGUCCAUCUUCGACAGCUCCAGGGGCAGACAGGCCAUCUUCGGCACGGGCGAGUACCCGGUGGCUGCGGAUGAUGACCAGACCGCUGCGGCGCCAAGCCCCACCAGCCAUGCGUCGGUAGUGAUGGGGACGGCAGCGGCUUUUCCCGGUCGUGAGGCGGCGAGGAUGCUGUUCGACGUCUUCUUCGACAGGCUCCAUACGCACUGGCCGAUCCUGGACCGGAGACUGUACAGCCACCUCUUCGAGAAGCAGUACGAGCAAGGGGAGCUCUCGAUCCAGCAGCGCGGCGUCCUUCACCUGAUCUACGCCAUCUCGUCCCGCUUCCUGCAGCUGACCAACAGGCCGAGCGGCGUGCACCCGGAGACGCACCUCAAGGCCGCCAUCCAGCACAUGGACUUCAUCCUAGAGCAGCACAACCUCGGAACCGUGCAGUUCCUCCUCCUGCUCGCCCUGCACGGCCAGAGAUCGCCGUACGGGGCCGGGUCCUGGUCGCAGGUCCGACACGCAGUGACGCUGUGCAUAGAGCUGGGGUUCCACCGGCGCCGGCGAACCGCGGCGUCGCCCAACGGCAGCCCCAGGGCGGUGGAGAUGCGGUGCCGCGUGUUUUGGGCCGCCUACUGCCUCGACCGGCUGACCAGCGGCGUGCUCGGGCGCCCGUUUGCCAUCGACGACAGGGAGAUUGACGCCGAGCUGCCGAGCCCAGACCCGGACCUGCGCGACCUGACCGCCACGCCGUCCGGCACCUCGGCGCUCAGCUGGUCCAACGUGCUGCCCUUCAUCCACAUCGUCAAGCUGCACCGCAUCCAGUCCCGCAUCCACAGCCGCAUCUACCGCGUCAACCGCCACGAGGCCCCAGCCCCGGCAGACCUCGACGCCGAGGUGUCGUCGCUGCAGGGCGAGCUUGACGAGUGGCGGGUCGGGGUGCCUCGGACGCCGCCGAAGCGCAGCGCAGGGGACGGGUCUUCGCCCGGGUGGAUGUACGACCCGGAGAGCCAGCACCACGACAGCCGGGACUUCUUCGAGCUGCAGUACCACAAGUCGGUGCUGCUGCUGCUGACGGCGCUGCUGCCGACGCUGGACCCGCACGCCGACGCCCGCUUCCGCACCGUGGCCCAGUCGGCCGCCAGUGUGUGCGCCGCCUACCGCCGCCUGGAGCGCCAGCGCACGUUGAGCUACACCAUGCUGGCCCUGCACUCGUGCUUCGUCGCCGGCCUGACCCUGGUGUACUGCCUCUGGCGGGGCGGCCGCCGCCUGCUCGGCUACGAGGCCCUCGAGGCCACGCGCGCCUGCUCCCAGAGCCUAGCCAUCUUUGGCGAGAAGUGGCCCGGCGCCGUCAAGUACAGGGACGUAUUUGAUGCCCUGUCGGGGAGCCUGCUGCGGGUCAUGAUGACGGAUGAAGGAGGUUUUGGUGGUGGUGGAGGUGGAGGUGGAGGAGGUGGAGGAGGAAAAGGAGGAGGAGAGAGGCUGCGGCUGGAUUCGAGAGAUUUGUGCUUGCCAGAAGACGAGGUUGUGGGUAUGGACAGCGUGCUGUCGGAUGCGGUGCGGAAUGCCUUUAUGGAGGUUGACGAGGAGGCACCGGGCGGGGCCGAGGUGUGGCAGAUGUUUAACGAGAUGGUUCAGGGGGACUGA
Molecule: messenger RNA, 2283 nt
Organism: Pyricularia pennisetigena
Lineage: Eukaryota; Fungi; Ascomycota; Sordariomycetes; Magnaporthales; Pyriculariaceae
Exons: 3
Coding region: 1-2283 (760 amino acids)
Biological process (GO): positive regulation of transcription by RNA polymerase II; DNA-templated transcription
Molecular function (GO): sequence-specific DNA binding; DNA-binding transcription factor activity, RNA polymerase II-specific; zinc ion binding
Source: RefSeq, a predicted model, not a curated record